UCGUAGAAUCUGCCAGUUUAACUCGAGCCGUCAGCAAGAGCGCACGCCUUUCAGUACACCAGUAACUUUUCGUAAGUUCGCAAUGAGUUUAUUGUGCGUUUUUGUGGUGCUGGCUCUCGCCGGGGCCACGUCCGCGGGGCAGGACGUCAAGGAGCUGAAGGUGGAGGUGGUGAGCGUUCCCGAGGGCUGCACCGUCAAGUCGAAGCAAUCUGACAUGCUGACCAUGCACUACACCGGCACGCUGGACGACGGACACAAGUUCGACUCGAGUUACGACCGCGACCAACCUUUCACCUUCCAAAUCGGCGUGGGGCAAGUCAUCAAGGGAUGGGACCAGGGACUGCUCGACAUGUGUGUCGGCGAGAAGCGUAAGCUGACGAUCCCAUCCUCCCUGGGUUACGGUGAGCGCGGGGCCGGCAACGUUAUCCCCCCCCACGCCACCCUCCACUUCGAUGUGGAACUCAUCAACAUCGGUGACUCAGCCCCCACCACCAAUGUCUUCAAAGAGAUUGACGCCGACAAAGACAACAUGCUAUCGCGCGAAGAAGUGAGUAUUGACUUAGCGUUCAAAGCCAUGGAUGCUGACGCAGACGGGGAGUUGUCCAGGGAAGAGGUCAGCGAGUACUUGAAGAAGCAAAUGGUGCCCCCAGAAGGCGGAGAAGUCUCUGAGGACAUCAAGCAGAUGCUGGACAGCCACGACAAGCUGGUGGAGGAGAUCUUCCAGCACGAGGACAAGGACAAGAACGGCUUCAUCAGCCAUGAGGAGUUCUCCGGGCCCAAACACGAUGAGCUCUAAAAUACGAGCUCCGUAGCCCCAUGUGAACGCCUUUUCCAAUUCCUGCUGAAGCGUUUCCCUAAACGCAACAUUUCCGUCACUGUCCUUGUCGUAGCUUGCUACGUCAUCUGUAGAGUGUUCCACUUCAAUGUCUUCAUCGUGGGCAUCCCUUUCCUAUUGGGCUACACCUUCGUCCUUCUCACUCGGCGUCGGUAAUUCUUCAAGCGUUCAAGGGGUUACACGGGGUGUUGUGUACAACGAGCAGUUGCAAGUGUAUUUAUCAAUAGAAUAAUUCAAUUAUCGGUGUUACGUUCUUUGGAAUUCGCAUGCUCCCAAUAGGACAGUAGUGAGUCGAGGUCGUCAGUACCGCCUCGCAUAUGUUUAUCUUUAGAGUCAGUAAGAACCAUAAGGAUAUAAUCAAGCAUUUAAAUCUUGGUAGCAACUUCUGGAACUGUCUACUCUCAACACUGUACUUACUUUAUACCUACUUCGUUUGGCGAGGCUAUGUACUUAUAUUUAUAUACUAACAACUUUACAUUACAUUGUAUGACAUUGUUUGAUAUGGUUGGUUUACAACUGUCUGUCAAUUAGUCUUUGGUAAGCGGCAGAUUUUUGGUUUUAAAAUUUGUAAAUCAUUUUGUUAUUUCUUUUAUAUUUUUACCGAGUUUACGUUUGUUACUGCUGCGUUGUAAUAGGUUUAUGUACUUCAUAGUUAUAGUUAAUUGUUAUAAAUAUUACUUUUAAUUUUAAUUAUACAUGGAACUGAUUACGUUGCAUAAUAUUUUUGAUUUAAUACUUUAUAUCCGAAUGUUUUUAAGCAAAAAUCUAGUAUAAUUUCAUAGAUAUGGUGUGAUAAUUUCGAAGCAUUUUACAUUAUAAUAGUAGUUAAAAUUCCUGACUGCAUAUAUUUCUAUUUUGCUUUUUUUUGUUUUGGGACCAAUAUACUUGACACAUGUAAAAAAUAUAUUUAAUUUGUACUUAUUUAGCACUUGUUUUAUAUCCAGUGAUAAAUACGACAAUUCAUUAAUUUAAGCUAUAUUUUGUUACAGUUGGUUCUGUAUUUGUUACCUUAUUCUUGUUCCAUGAGCAAUUAUUUAUAAAUUUAAUGUUUCAAUAGAUAACUAACUACCUAUUACUAGCGAAUACUUUAUACCUUUUAUAAAAUUGAUCUAUAAAUAGUGUUUUGGAACGAAUUAAUUAAACGUGUUUACAUGAUACAGUC
This is a messenger RNA of Plutella xylostella (diamondback moth), 1997 nucleotides long. RefSeq names its product peptidyl-prolyl cis-trans isomerase Fkb14 (gene Fkbp14). Gene Ontology annotation, molecular function: peptidyl-prolyl cis-trans isomerase activity; calcium ion binding. Lineage: Eukaryota; Metazoa; Arthropoda; Insecta; Lepidoptera; Plutellidae. The record is from RefSeq and is a predicted model, not a curated record.